Biomphalaria glabrata is the source of this 5927-nucleotide messenger RNA. Its product is annotated as homeobox protein Hox-C5-like. NCBI's taxonomy places the organism in Eukaryota, Metazoa, Mollusca, Gastropoda, Planorbidae. The transcript is spliced from 2 exons. Gene Ontology annotation, cellular component: nucleus. Gene Ontology annotation, biological process: anterior/posterior pattern specification; negative regulation of transcription by RNA polymerase II. The record is from RefSeq and is a predicted model, not a curated record. Gene Ontology annotation, molecular function: DNA-binding transcription factor activity, RNA polymerase II-specific; RNA polymerase II cis-regulatory region sequence-specific DNA binding. The coding region runs from base 769 to 1854 and encodes 361 amino acids.
CACUCCCUCUUAGCUUCCAGCCAGCCCUCAGCUAGCGGCCGUUUAAUGGGACUAAUGAUAAUAUGAAGUCAUCAUAGCUAAGUAGUUUGGCAACAAAAGAUACACCGACGACUGGAGCCUAACUCUAGACGAUCGAGCUGAUACCUGUGUUGAUAAGUAGCAGUAGCCGAGGCUGACUUUGGGCGUAGAGCUAGUCAUACAACGGAGCAAGACAAUUUACCAAAUUACACGACAAGAAGAUGUCAAUUUCUGCUGUGUCAUAAUAUCAACUAUAAACACACGAGAAAAAGCGGCGUUUCAGUUUACAACUGCACGAGUCAAGAGCAUUAAGAGGAGGGGCCAAUAACUCCAAAUAAAGAACAACAAUUGUACGCCGGAGAUUCAUUGUCAGUUCAGUGUCUGUGGCCGUGAAGUUUCUGUAACUAUUGCCGAGAAGACAUGUUUAUGGCCGACAUUACUCACCUAGAUCGAGGCCACAGCCUCGUUCUUGUUGCUGCUUGCUGGAAACGCGGAGAAUAAGCGCGCCCCGAAGAUCUGAGACCGUUUUGUUGUGAAUUAUUGUUUUCUUGGAUUGAGACGGAAUGCUCUGAUGGCGAUCUAGUGUUUGGUUUUUGUUUAUUGUUAUUGCAGUGGCGCCUGUAACUCUUGAUGCUUCGCGCUCAAUUUAUAGUGUUCUCGUGUUUUGUAGUUUGUUCCUGUUUUAUUGACUUUGGAAAAGGCCUGCUCCGCGCAAGCCUGAAAGAAUAAAACUCUCGUUAUUGGUCAAUUAUGAGUUCCUAUUUUGUGAACUCGCUUUCCACGUGUUAUGGCCCUGCGGCUCUGGAUCCUUGUGCGGAUCCCAUCUCCGGCUACGACCGAAGUCAUUACAACCAGCAGCCGCAUCAUCAUCACCACCAGCAGAAUCACGGAUCCUUGUAUGCGCCGUCAGGGUAUGGAGCUCACCAGAGGUAUCCAAACUACCACCAUCAUAGACCAGGGGCGGACGGUAGGUACGUGGAGUCGGCGGCCAGCCAGUACUACUCCACCCCAAGAUUGACCCACCUGACUUCGGGCUCCCCCAGCCCCCCUCCAGCCCCUCACGCCCACCUGAACUCCAUAGUAGCAGCGCCCUUGUCACCGUCCUCAUCGCCACAGUCGCUCGACCGUAAGCUGACAUCCGGAGUCGCCCUGAACGGCUCCUCCUUGGCGCCCUCGGUCGCCCUGAACGGCUCCUCGACGCCCUUGCCGAACGCAUCCACUCUGCAGAACCUAUCUACCAACUCAGGGGCUCAUGGCGCCCCCUGCGACAAUGGAUAUUACCCCAACUCCGGCAUCACCAAUUUCUUGGAUGAGAACACCCCUUCCUGCGACUCGCCGCCUUUGUCGCAGAGGCACAACUCGAACAAGCCUCCCCAACAGCAGUACACAUCUUCAGCCCCACCUUCAUCGCCGCCGUCGCCACCAUCAAAACAACGUUCUUCGGAAAAAGGCGGAUCACCUAACUCUCAGUCGGAUGGGAGUGGAAGUAAUUUCCCUGCGCCUCAAAUCUAUCCUUGGAUGCGUAGAAUGCAGUACAGUGCAGAUGGCAGUGAGUCAGACACCAAAAGGUCAAGGACGUCUUACACUCGUCACCAGACGUUAGAACUGGAGAAAGAGUUUCAUUACAACAAAUAUCUCACGCGACGGAGGCGCAUCGAGAUUGCGCAUGCGCUGAACCUGACCGAGAGACAGAUCAAAAUCUGGUUCCAGAACCGACGGAUGAAAUGGAAGAAGGAUCACAAGCUCUCGCACAUCGCCAAGAACAUGAACUUGGCCAACGCCUUAGAAAAAGUGGCUGAAGAGCAGCAGGCCAAAUUAAGUCAAAUGGUUAUGUAAAAUUAAUUUCUUGGUGGAAAUAGACAUUUUGGGAUCAUUUCCAAAGGCAUUAAAAAAAGUCUUAAUUCUGAACCUUUACCAAUUUGUUCGAAACGUUUAUGCGUUCCGUCACGUGACUUUCGAUGACCCAUGUUUGAACUUAGGAGAUUUUAAAACGCAGCUUCUCAGUGUGUAAGAUUUGAGUUUGUACAAAGUGGAUGUGAACUUGAUCUGGAAGACAAGAAUUCCAGCUUAUAACUCUCAAACCAAAUACUGAUUUAGUUGAGAAGUCUGAGAUAGAAGACUGAGUAAGCUUCGCUUCUGACAUUCGAAAUUAUUUAUGAAGACUUUUUUUUUAGUAAUUUAUAAACAAAUAAGCCAUUUCUAAAGAGAUUUUUAAUUUUAUUCUUUUAAUGCUGACUACGUAUGUAUCUUUCUAUUUGUCUAAGUGACAACGUUCAAACCAGAACUAGUGCCAAGGUUUUCAUCUCUACACUAUUGUCAUCUAUCGUGAGAUACAAAACCUCUACUGUAUAUAACUGCACUUGAAUGCACUUUAAUAUUGGCUUUGGAAAACUGAAUGAUAGUUUCACUUGUUUCAAUAGUCUUUGUUAAAAAACUAUAAGACCCACAAAUCUUUAACAAGUUAAGUCAUGGAAUGCGGCAAAUUUCAUGAAAAUUCUGAAUUUUGACACAAACGAAUUUUGUGACUUCAUUGACUCAGCAAUUUAUAGCUCAAAAAGUUGUUUAAACAUUUAUAUUCACUUUGACCUAUGACUCGUCAUGUACUUAUGUUAUUCCAUUAGCAAGAGAGGAAACUCUAUGGAAAAAAACUACCCCAAAAAAUAUUACUGUUUUUAAAGUCAUGCUUCAUAGCCAUAAGAAACUUUAAAUGUUCAUACUACAACCAGAAGAUGACUAAGCCAAAGGCUCCACUUCCAUAUUCGGUCAUAGGGGACUCACGGAUUGCAGAGUUACCUAUGGACUAAACACAACAUUAUAUGACAGCGUUGAAUUUAACCUGGAUUCCAUACUAUUGCUGUUAGUCAUCGAUAAAACGGACCAAACGGACUCUUACCUAGAUCUGUCCUGAGCCCAAAGUAUUUGACUUGGCCACACUGUAAUGUCUGACCCAGAAGUGACACUGUGUUGGCUGUGUGCUGUGUCAUCUACAUGUGUGUGUAAUUAUGAAUAGAACAACACAGCCGGAAUUAGAAUGAACACACGAGAAACUUUCCAUAAUACAAGCAUAGCUAAAAGGAAAGACAGAGAAUAAACUGGAUAUUUACAGCCAUUUGUCCACUGUAUAUGUGGAACCUAUUUAUGUAAUGUGCUCAAAUUAUAUGUAUAUAUAAAUAUUUAUGUGAGUUUUUCUUAAAUUUUGUUGUCCAUAUCACCAAAAUGUUAAAUAUUUUUUUUUUUAUGUAAUAUCUUUUUGUUUUUUAAAAUGACAUCGUCACUUUGAUAUUUUCUUGUCCGAUAUCUUGUUUUUACUUUGAGACCAUUUUCUUGUGAUAUUUUAUUUUGUCACUUGAUUUUUCAAUGUUUCAUUCUAUGCCACCGCAAUCUAACCAAGUGUUAUAUAUGUAUUUAUGUGUCCAUAAAUGUAUGAAUAGGUGUGUAUGUAUUUAUGUAGGUCUUAUUUGUAGUUGGCUAGUCGUGAUUCAAAUACACAUUAUAAGCUCUGAAAUAAGGUAAACUUUUUUUUUAAGCGUGAAAUAUCUUGCUUUUAAUUCAAUGAUGCGUGCUAGCUGACCAUGUUGGCUACAGACCUAAAAAAAAAAAAGAGUCAUGGUGAGCUUGUGUUACACAGAGUUUCGAAGUGGACCUAAAGGGCUCGGUUGUACUGACACAAUAGACUACACCUAAAGUUAAAAUAAUUAUCAUUUACAAACUUUGCAAGAGAAAAAAAAAGGAAUUUUAACAAUUUCCUUUGUUGUUAUUCAUGGUAUGUCCCGGCGUGGUGAAAUAGUAUUCAAUAGCAACAUUAAAAUUUUUCAUCGUUUUUUUUUAGGUUCACAUGUAUGUGCAUUAAAUAGACAAGUAAUGUUAAAAACAAAAGAUUAAACUUUUAGAGGAUCAUAAAAAGACUUUGCAAUCACUUCGAUCCCGAUUCUAAAGUUCAAUUUUCUAUAGAGCAUUUUAUUUUUAAGAUAAAAUUCUUUAUUAUUCCAUGUUACUUUAUUACCUAAUUCUUUACGAAAUAAUAAAAACAUAAAAACAUAUAAAAAAAAAAGAGAGGCUUACAAUUUUCAUUCUUAAUUUCUUAGACUAAUGGUUAUGUUUUCAGAUCACACAAUUUUAAUGUUGCACCUAUAUAUAAUACAUUGAAAGGCUAUUGGUAUAUAUUUUCUAACGCCAUUUUAGUUUAUUGCUGCUUUUUUGUUAUUUAAGCCUGACAGACAUCAGACGAACAUCACAAACACAGUAGCGGCUUUUAUUUUCCCCACUUAGGACAAUAAAAUUUAGUCUUUGUUUAUGUUUACACAUAUGUACAUUGAACAAAAAAAUGUGAACUGCUCGUACAAGUUUGUGUGGUCAAAAAAUGUAUCCCGUCUCAUUGGUUCUGUUGUACUAACUUAUAUUAACAAGUCACUGGAGAGUUCGUUUACAUUUAUUUAUUUCAUUUGAUUUGGCUGUAUAUUUCAUUAGAUUUGGCUGUACAUUUUGACUCUAUGCCCAUUCCCUGGCACAUGUCACAUAUCAAAGUAUUAAGAGUGUACAUAGGAAUAUAUAUCAAAUAUAUGUGUUUGUGUGUCGGUGCCUCGACUUUGAAUCAUUUCGACACUACAGAUACACACAAACACACAUUUAGUUGGACUAUGUUGUUCUAUUUGGUUCAUGUCUUUUUUUUUUUUUUUUUGGUGUCCACGUUGCAGACGAUGUCCAAUUGGUUCUAUUCUGUAACAAGAAGUGUGGAUACACUUAUUGGUUUUCACCUUACAUGUCUUGACCAAUGAAAUUUCUUGUGUCUUGGGGGAUACUUAUAUAGGUUUCCACAAAAUAGUUACUUUGGUAAAUAUACAGUUAAAAGAAAUUUUUAUCCAAAUAAACAUUAUUUGAAACAAAUGGAAAUAAGAAUGAUAAAAUGGCGAUAUAUGUAUAUAUGUAAAAGGCUUCAGCAAAAGCUGCUGGCAUACAAUGUCAACUACUUUAUGAUAAGAAGAAGAAUGAGUUACUCAGAAAUAAACAGUUAGCUACGCUUUGUUCAGUUACACUUUUUAUUUUUUUCAGGUGAGGUUUUAUAGUCUCUAGCACUAGCUACGUGUAUUAUUCUAUCCCCAGACGUCACGUUCAGAUGCUCCCUUAGUCUUUAUUUUCUUUUGUUUUAAAUGUAGCCUUGUUGGCUAGAAUAGUAAUAAACUUUCGCCUCACUCCUUUGAGUAAUCUCUACAGAAACUUCUCAUUACCAACUUUUAGACAUGGCGGGGGGGGGGGGGAUCAUCCCAAAAAAUAUUUUUAGAGUUAUAUUCACUGUCUUAUUGAUUUGAGGAAUUGAAACAAAAUAGUUUGAUACUAUCUCUGUCUUCUAAUCCCACUCUUCAGAACAAAAAAUCUAAGGUUUCUCUGUGUUAAUAGAUGGGCAUGUUUGUUUUUUUCAUUAGGUCGUGUUAUUUUAAUCAGGUCAUUUUAAUUAGGUCAUGUUAUUUUAAUUAUGUCAUUUUAAUUAGGGCAUGUUAUUUUUUUUAUUAGGCCAUAUUAUUUUUAAUACAUUAUUUUAAUUAGGUCUAAUUUUAUUAGAUCAUGUUAUUUUAAUUAAUAAUUUCUCAUAAGGUCAUGUUAUUUCUUUGGGUCAUGUUAAUAUUUUCAUCAUUAAGUCUUCUUACUAUUGUUCUUUUUGUUUUUUUAAUUAGGUCAUUUUUAAUUUAUUUUUAUUUGGUCAGUUGAAAUAUUUAUGUUAGGUCAUGAUAAUAGUUUUUGUUCAUGAGGUCACGUUCAUUCUUGUAUCAUGCGAUGUCACAGGAUAAUUCAUCUGUUCAUAAGCUCCACAGACCUGGUGUCCACUAGUUGUGACUUGUAACAUUUCUUUCUGGUCCCAGACACCCUUUGUAACCUUGGUGAAACAUUAAACAGAUGACCAUUUGCUCACUACA